This is a messenger RNA of Capsicum annuum, 1719 nucleotides long. RefSeq names its product transcription factor bHLH111. Gene Ontology annotation, molecular function: protein dimerization activity; DNA-binding transcription factor activity, RNA polymerase II-specific; RNA polymerase II cis-regulatory region sequence-specific DNA binding. Gene Ontology annotation, cellular component: nucleus. The record is from RefSeq and is a predicted model, not a curated record. Bases 217 to 1572 code for a protein of 451 amino acids. Lineage: Eukaryota; Viridiplantae; Streptophyta; Magnoliopsida; Solanales; Solanaceae. The transcript has 7 exons. Gene Ontology annotation, biological process: regulation of transcription by RNA polymerase II.
CAAGCAUUUAAUAUUGUCCACCCCAAAUAUUGUUCUAAUACCUACCAAAAUACGUCACACCGAAAAAAAAAAAAAAAAACCACAAAAACAUUCUCUUUAUAUUCCAAUCAUUCCACCAUUGGCCCUAAAGAGAGAACCAAAAAAAAAAAAAAAACUUAAAAACAUUGUCCACCAUUGUUAGAAAUUAAGAAAAAUACAAAGCAUAUAGUAUAAACCAUGUCUCAAAAAUCCAUUCUUGAAAAUUCCAAUUUAGCCAACAACAUAAAUCCAAAUUGUUAUAAUUUGUUGUCACAAAAUUGGUGGCCACAAGUAGACAAUACUAUUUUUCAUCCAAUUUCUAAUAAUUCUUCUUUGUCUUCAUGUAAUACAACUAGAAGUUCAUCUUGUGAAGAUCAAGAUGUUAUAUCUAUUUCUAAUAAUAAUGGAAAUAGUGCAACAAAUAAUAGUAAUCUUCAUCAAUAUCAAUUUCUACUUGGUGUUCAUGAUGAUGAGAAUAUUAAUAGUUCUUUGAUUAAUGGAGAAACUCCUCAUGCUUCUAAUGAUCACAAUCAUCUUAUUUGGAGCCAACUUCUCUUAAGCAACUCUACUAGUGGAACAAAUGGGAGCAUUAAUACUAAAAAUCUAUUGGAAAACAAUAUGGAGAUGAGCUUAUUAGAAGGGGGAUCAACAACCUUAAUCUCUUCUAAAUCUUGUUAUAAUCACAAUCAACUAGCUAAUAAUGAAGAUGAUGAUGAUGAUUACCCAUUUCAUCCUUAUAGUAAUCUUCUUGGAAGGCCACUUACAAAUAACAAUAAUAAUAAUAAUAAUAAUAAUAAUAAUAAUAAUAAUAAUAAUAAUAAUGCUAUGGACACUUUGUUUCCAAUGAAAAGUGAUCAUCAUAUUGUUCAUCAAGAAGUGAAAUUUCCUAUACAUGAUAAUCACUUUGGAGUAGAAGUGGAUAAUUCAAGAAAUUUUGGUAGUAUAUGUUUUGGUGACUAUUUAAGCAAGCCAUUGGUGGAUGAUACUAAUUUCAAUGACUUCAAACCAAGGUUCAAAACAUUGAAUUUAGGGGAACACAAAAAGAUGCAUGGCCUCCAACCAUCUCUAACCAAGUCUAGGGGUACAAUAUCAACAUGCAACACUUUGAAGAGAAACAAUGGAAGAGCACAAGAAUAUCAAAGUGAUGGAAAAAAAAGGAAAUUAGAAGACAAUUUAGAGACUAACUCAAAAAGGCAAAAGAAUGAAUUUUCCUCUACAACGAUACAAGUUCCAAAAAUGAGACUUGGAGAUAAAAUUACGGCUCUCCAACAAAUUGUAUCCCCAUUUGGAAAGACUGAUACUGCAUCUGUCUUAUGGGAAACAAUCAACUAUGUUAGAUUCUUACAAGGGCAAAUACAGCUACUGAGCCAUGCUUACAUGAAGAGCAAUACAUGCAAGGAAAGGUAUUGGGGAGGAUUUGAGAAAAAUGAAGUUGAUUUAAGGAGCAAAGGACUUUGUUUAUUCCCAAUUUCAUUUACUCCUCAAAUAUAUCAUGAAAAUAAUAAUGGAUCUGAUUAUUUAAUCCCAUCAUAUAGAGGUUGUUUGUAUAGAUAAUCAAGUAUUUAUAUAUAAUUUUUCUAGCUAAUAAAUGUAUUAAUUAGUAUAAGUAAGUUAAUAUAUAUUAUUGUUAACUGUAAGGAACUUUUGUUAUACAUUAUCAGGUCAUUUAAAUGAUAUUUAUAGGUAAGUUUCUUUAAAAUA